Molecule: messenger RNA, 243 nt
Organism: Paramuricea clavata
Lineage: Eukaryota; Metazoa; Cnidaria; Anthozoa; Malacalcyonacea; Plexauridae
Source: the annotation of a GenBank genome assembly
GGUUUUGCUAGUGCUAUGGAAACUGCCAAAGCAGAGAUUCAGAAACAAUCUGACCAUGCGGGAAGAUCAUACCGUCUUGGUGCAAUGGGCAAUGUACAAGAAAUCAGUGUUGCAGAAAGAAAUAAGAUUGCUUUUGCACUCUCAUCAUCUUUAGCAGAAAUCCCGGUGGUGGCAUUCACAGCCAGCAGAGCUUUCAUUGCUUACAUUGGUUUUAAUGUUGCUGUAGUAUCAGAAACUGUAAUU